AUGACUGCUCCAGCCGUGACAUCCAUUAGCCAGCCUCUUCCCCCACUGCUGGUGAAGAAGCUUGUGGGAACUGCCCAGGCACCCACGCGCGGCUCGGCUUUUGCUGCCGGCUAUGAUAUCUACAGUGCCAAGGAGACUGUCAUUCCGGCUAAGGGCAAGGGUGCUGUCGAUACCGGCAUUGCUAUUGCUGUGCCUGAGGGUACUUAUGGCCGUAUCGCUCCUCGCUCCGGUCUUGCUGCUAAGCAUUUCAUUGAUACUGGUGCUGGUGUCAUUGAUGCUGAUUAUCGUGGCGAGGUUAAGGUCCUUCUGUUUAACCACUCCGAUGUUGAUUUCCCGGUCAAGGUCGGUGAUCGUGUUGCCCAGCUGGUUCUGGAGCGGAUCUAUACCCCCGAGGUUGCCGUCGUUGAGGAGCUCGAGGAGAGUGUCCGUGGUGCCGGUGGAUUCGGCAGCACCGGCGUUUAA
Penicillium arizonense is the source of this 462-nucleotide messenger RNA. RefSeq lists its product as uncharacterized. The record is from RefSeq and is a predicted model, not a curated record. Gene Ontology annotation, biological process: dUTP catabolic process; dUMP biosynthetic process. Bases 1 to 462 code for a protein of 153 amino acids. The transcript has 4 exons. Gene Ontology annotation, molecular function: magnesium ion binding; dUTP diphosphatase activity. Lineage: Eukaryota; Fungi; Ascomycota; Eurotiomycetes; Eurotiales; Aspergillaceae.